Nelumbo nucifera (sacred lotus) is the source of this 649-nucleotide messenger RNA. RefSeq names its product monothiol glutaredoxin-S11-like. The record is from RefSeq and is a predicted model, not a curated record. NCBI's taxonomy places the organism in Eukaryota, Viridiplantae, Streptophyta, Magnoliopsida, Proteales, Nelumbonaceae.
UGAGUCUUGAGAAAUUCAAGCUCAUCACAGCCCAAAGGGUUGAUUGAUCAGACUGAUGAGCUUCCAUAUCCAGAGAUACAGAUUUCUUUACACAGUCUGAUUGCAACCCCAACUGCUGGUUCAAUUCUGAAGUUCAUUCAUUUGAGCUUUGAUUAAGAUGAGCAGAGGCUCUUCCAUUUGGAAGCAGCUCCUCUUUCUCCUACCUUAGUUAUAGUAGCUACUAGCUAUCAACUUGAUAUAUAUACAGUAGUCUAAAGGUUGCUUAUUCAGUUGGGAUCAUCGAAAUGGAGAAGGUGAUGAGAUUGGCUGCAGAGAAAGGGGUGGUGAUAUUCAGUAAGAGCUCCUGUUGCAUGUGCUAUGCCGUGAAGAUUCUGUUUCAUGAACUUGGAGUGAACCCAAUCGUUCACGAGAUUGAUCAAGACCCAGAAGGGAAGGAAAUGGAGAGGGCGCUGUGCAGGCUGGGGUGUAAUGCACCUGUACCAGCUGUGUUCAUAGGUGGUAAGCUGGUGGGAUCUACUAAUGAAGUCAUGUCCCUUCACCUGGGUGGCUCUCUGAUUCCACUGCUCAGGCCAUAUCAAACUCUAGUUUGAUUAAUUAUGCAUCCCUCUCUAAUACCAUGUAAUUAGAUGAAUAAAUUAAGUUUGCUCAA